Messenger RNA from Malassezia sympodialis ATCC 42132, 375 nucleotides. RefSeq lists its product as uncharacterized. Gene Ontology annotation, molecular function: RNA binding. Gene Ontology annotation, biological process: spliceosomal snRNP assembly; RNA processing. The record is from RefSeq and is a predicted model, not a curated record. Gene Ontology annotation, cellular component: spliceosomal complex. NCBI's taxonomy places the organism in Eukaryota, Fungi, Basidiomycota, Malasseziomycetes, Malasseziales, Malasseziaceae.
AUGGGCACCGUGGGCAUUCCGGUCAAGCUGCUCCAUGAGGCCGUGGGCCACACGAUCACUAUUGAGCUGAAGGGUGGUGUCACGUACCGUGGCAGGCUCUUUGAUGCCGAAGACAACUUCAACAUUGCCAUGAAGGACAUUGCCGUGACGGGGCGCGACGGCAAGCAGACACAUCUCGACAGUGUCUAUGUGCGCGGAAAUAUGAUCCGCUUCAUGGUCAUUCCUGAUAUGCUCCAGCAGGCGCCCAUGCUCAAGAGCAUUGGGCCGAAUGCCAUGAAGGGCCGCGGCAUCGGCAGCGCACGUGGACGCGCGACGAUCCUGCGAGCACAAGCACGACGUGGACGCGCGCCUGGCCCUCCGGGUAUGCGUCGGUAA